Molecule: messenger RNA, 414 nt
Organism: Plasmodium gallinaceum
Lineage: Eukaryota; Apicomplexa; Aconoidasida; Haemosporida; Plasmodiidae
Product: conserved Plasmodium protein, unknown function
Exons: 5
Coding region: 1-414 (137 amino acids)
Source: RefSeq, a predicted model, not a curated record
AUGAAAAUUCUUAAAAAUAUGUUCUUCUUUAACUUUCUUGUAGUGUUACUACAGAUUUAUUAUGUUUUAUCAGAUAGAAAAAAAAAAGAAGAAAUGAAUAUUUUGAAUUUUUUACCUAGUAAUUCUUUAUUAUAUCCGUUAGACUUUCAAAAAAAUUGGCAGGCGUCAGAACCUAUUCCUGUUAGCGUUCAUUAUACCGUCCCAGCAUAUGGAUAUAAGGAUUUGAUUGAAGCAUUAGAAUAUCACAAUGAUUUAGAAAAUCAUCUUAAAGAAAGGGAAGAAAUAGAAAGAAGGAUAAUUAGUGAACAAAAAAGACUAGAAGAUAAUUUAUGGAAUAAAGUUCAAUUUCUUAAAACAAAGGAUAUGAUGUUAAAAAAAAAAAAUUCUUUAAGAACAUAUAAAAGUAAAAUAUAA